Bacillus rossius redtenbacheri is the source of this 1041-nucleotide messenger RNA. RefSeq lists its product as uncharacterized. The record is from RefSeq and is a predicted model, not a curated record. The transcript has 3 exons. NCBI's taxonomy places the organism in Eukaryota, Metazoa, Arthropoda, Insecta, Phasmatodea, Bacillidae. The coding region runs from base 1 to 1041 and encodes 346 amino acids.
AUGUUGAAACGGGAAGCCUCCUGCCACUCCCUACCCCCCCAACCGCCCCUACCACCCCUGGCGCUCCCUGGCGACCUCUGCCGCCCCCUGCCGCCUCCUGGUGAACCUUGCCGCCCCUGGAGCUCCCUGGCGCCUCCUGCUACCCCUGCUAACCCUGCCGCCCCCUACAUCCCCUUACAUACCCCUGCCGCCCCCUGCCGCCUCCUGGUGAACCUUGCCGCCCCUGGAGCUCCCUGGCGCCCCCUGCUACCCCUGCCGCCCCCUCUACCCCUUACAUACCCCUGCCGCCCCCUGCCGCCUCCUGGUGAACCUUGCCGCCCCUGGAGCUCCCUGGUGCCUCCUGCUACCCCUGCUACCCCUGCCGCCCCCUCUACCCCUUACAUACCCCUGCCGCCCCCUGCCGCCUCCUGCCGCCUCCUGGUGAACCUUGCCGCCCCUGGAGCUCCCUGGUGCCUCCUGCUACCCCUGCUACCCCUGCCGCCCCCUACAACCCCUUACAUACCCCUGCCGCCCCCUGCCACCCCUGGGGACUUGCCGCCCCUGGCGCCCCCUGGCGACUCCAAACGACCCCUGCCGACCCCUGCUGCCCCGUGCUACACCCUGGUGCCCCCUGCCGCACAAGGAUCGAGCAGACGCGCGCCUCCGAGGAUCGAAGCCCGCCCGGCCGGCUGGCGGGAGCACAGCGGCCGGGCGCAUGCGCGCGACCAACCCCUCGCGCAGGGGGCUGCGCCGGGGCUCCUGCGGGGGGCGAGAGACAAGAGAGAGAGAGAGAGAGAGGGGAGAGAGAGGGGAAAGCGUCGAUCUCGCCGGGACGCCCCCUUCAGUUGCGCGUCGCGAGACGGGACGUCGCUGACGCCGGCCGCCGCCGCCGCCGCGUUCGAAACGUUAAUCGCCGCGAUCGCGAAACCAAGUAGAGAUAUCACGUCGAUUCCGGUACACUUCACCCGAACCACGACAUCGAGUGUUCCAGUGGCGGCGGACUUCACGGAUUUUGAAACACGGACGUGGUUGGGAUGUCUGCGGCUGUCGACGGGUAGCUAG